CAGAACUUUAAAACCCAGAGGACGCGCGCGCGCGUGUUACAGGCGAAUGUUGACACUGUAUGUCAAACACGAGUGAAUCUUUGCGAUAAGCAUGACGUUUUGUUAUUUUUCAUCUAUAACAACACUGCUCACAUGAAUCUCUUGGACUGAGGAUCGAAGUGCAGAGCUGAAGACACAAACUUAGUUCAGCUGAUCGCAGGAUGUCGUCAUUAGUUUAGAUUAGACAGGACGAGGACUUUCCAACUGGAGUAGGAUGGGCUUGAACACCUGGCCUCUGUUUACAUCGGACAUCAAGUGAUUUCAGAGCCACUCUUGGUGAUCUAUUGCUUUAACUUGUAACGCGAUCUAUUCAAAUUCAAAUUAAAAACAGGACUUUUCCCAUUAUCAUCUGUCCUGAUGUCGGACUGCAGCUCGUCGGGUUCAGAUGAGGAUUUGGAUCUGGAGUCCGAGCUGCUGGACGAGCUCGGCGGCACUCUUAGUAAGUGGACUAACUACAUUCAUGGAUGGCAGGACCGCUGGGUCGUGCUGAAGGGAAAUAUUCUCAGUUACUACAGAUCUGCCGAUGAGAAGGAGUACGGCUGCAGAGGGUCCAUCUGUCUCAGCAAGGCUGUCAUCACGCCCCAUGAGUUUGAUGAAUGCCGCUUUGACAUCAGUGUGAAUGACAGUAUCUGGUACCUGAGGGCUGAACAUCCUUUACUCCGGCAGCAGUGGAUUGAUACCAUUGAACUUCACAAGGCUGAGUCAGGCUACGGCUCGGAGAGCAGUCUACGCCGCCAUGGCUCCCUGCUAUCCCUCACCUCUGCCACCAGCGGCCUCUCUACCACCUCUACAUCCUCCUUCAAGAAGGGUUACAGCCUGCGGGAAAAGCUAGCGGAGAUGGAGACCUUCCGGGACAUUCUCUGCAGACAGGUGGACACACUUCAGAAGUAUUUUGACAAUGGCGCAGACAUUGAGAGCAAAGAUGACCUCCAUAGGGACAAAGAGGCUGCUGUUUUUCCUGCAGUAUCUGAUGAGGAGGAGGAUUUUCCCACUUCACGGCCAGAUGGGGACUACCUGCUUAAUAACAACAGCAGCAAAGAGAAAUUAUUUCCUAUGGACAGCCUCAAAGAUCCCAUAGGCAUUGAUUUCAAGGGUGAGGCUAUCACAUUCAAAGCCACUACUGCAGGAAUCCUCUCCACACUGUCCCACUGCAUCGAAAUAAUGGUCAAACGAGAGGAGAGCUGGCAGAGACGACUCGAUAAGGAAAUUGAGAGAAGACGACGGGCUGAGGAUGCCUACAAAGCUGCAUUGACAGAGCUAAAGAAGAAGCCUCUUUAUGGAGGACCAGACUAUGAAGAGGGACCAAACAGUCUCAUCAAUGAAGAGGAGUUCUUCGAUGCUGUGGAAGCUGCGUUGGAUAAACAUGACCAGAUCGAGGAGCAGGCAGAAAGGAGCAGGGUAUCUCAGCAGAUCGCUCUCACCCCAGACACCUAUUCUUCCAUCAGUACUCAGAAAUACUUGACUAAGCCUCGCAGUCAUUCUUCCUCCUCGUCCUCCAUUGACCUCAUAAGUGCCUCUGAUGACGUGCACAGAUUCAGUGCUCAGGUGGAGGAGAUGGUGCAAAGUCACAUGACAUAUUCCUUACAGGAUGUGGGUGGAGAUGCAAACUGGCAGCUGGUCGUUGAGGAAGGCGAUAUGAGGGUGUAUAGGAGAGAGGCUGAGGAGAACGGCAUUGUGCUUGAUCCUCUCAAAGCCACUCAUGCUGUCAGAGGGGUCACAGGUCACGAGGUCUGCCACUACUUUUGGGACACAACUUUUCGGAAUGACUGGGAGACAACUGUUGAAAGCUUUAAAGUAGUGGAGGUGCUCUCUGAUAAAGCAGUUAUCAUCCAUCAGACACAUAAGAGGGUUUGGCCGGCCUCUCAGCGGGAUGUGCUUUAUGUAUCAGUUAUUCAUAAAUUUCUCUCGACCAAUGAGAACGAUCCAGACACCUGGCUGGUGUGCAACUUCUCAGUGGAUCAUGACAGCUACCCACCCUCUACUAGAUGCAUUCGUGCCAAAAUCAAUGUGGCCAUGAUCUGUCAAACACUAAUCAGUCCACCAGAGGGCGACAAAGAGAUCACCCGAGACAACAUCCUCUGUAAAAUCACAUAUGUAGCCAAUGUAAACCCUGGCGGUUGGGCCCCUGCAUCAGUCUUGCGAGCCGUUGCCAAGAGAGAAUACCCCAAAUUCCUUAAACGCUUCACCACAUAUGUUCAAGAGAAGACCAGCAGCGAGGCUAUUCUCUUCUGAAACACACCAGGCUGCCUUUUGAUAGUCCUCUCCUGAAGAAACACCUUAUUUGGCAUAUUGAAACAUUAAUUAAACCAGAGGGAGCUGCUCUGCCCAACUGCUCUUCGACACUAUUAACAAGAAACUUUUUUUCAAUCAGUGCACAUUAUUCAUACAGAAUAAACAAAAGUAAAAAAAGUGCAGAGAUGCACCCCUUUAUGGAGCACACCAAGCCACCAGUCCAACACAGUUUGUUCAUCUUUAAAAGGCUUUAACUAUUUUUCUUUAAUGAGCUAUGUCUCAGGUUUUGUGAAAGUGUUUUGCAUUUUUGUAAAUAUUUUAUCAAAGCUGAACCUGAUUUAGGUAUGGCUAUGGUAUUGAUGGAAAUAUAUAUAUAUAUAUAUAUAUAUAUAUAUAUAUAUAUAUAUAUAUAUAUAUAUAUAUACUAUAAACUUUGCCUUGAUCUAAUCACAGUGUCUUCUCGGCUGUACGUGUGGUUUCUUACUGGCCUUGUCUAAUAGUCUUUUUGUCUUAGGAAGACUUUUUCCUGUCUGAUGAUCAAGAGGAUGUCAAACUUCUGUCUUAAGAGCUUUUUGUACAGUUAGUGUCUGAAUGUUUAACAUUAUUUACAUGUGAUGCCAUUACACAUUUUGAUUAUUGUAAUUAAAAAAAAUUGACUUUUA
Messenger RNA from Myxocyprinus asiaticus (Chinese sucker), 2933 nucleotides. RefSeq names its product ceramide transfer protein. Gene Ontology annotation, biological process: ER to Golgi ceramide transport. NCBI's taxonomy places the organism in Eukaryota, Metazoa, Chordata, Actinopteri, Cypriniformes, Catostomidae. Gene Ontology annotation, cellular component: Golgi apparatus. The record is from RefSeq and is a predicted model, not a curated record. The transcript is spliced from 18 exons. Bases 397 to 2271 code for a protein of 624 amino acids. Gene Ontology annotation, molecular function: phosphatidylinositol-4-phosphate binding.